AUGCCCAAGAGGAAGGUUAUCGCAGAUGCAGCAGCAAAGGUGGCACCCAAGCGCUGCUCUGCGAGGCUGUUGGCCAAGCCCGCCCCUGCCAAGGCUGACGCAAAGCAGGAAAAUGCUGCGGGAAAGGAUACAUCCUCAUACAAGAAAGUGUACACGAAAGGGAAGAGAGGAACAAAGGGCAAACGGGCUGAAGUGGCUGACCAGCAAACUACAGAUCUGCUUGGAGAAAAUGGAGAGGCUGAAAACCAGAGUCCAGCCUCUGAAGUAGAAGAGAGAACCAGGUCCGACUAA
This is a messenger RNA of Peromyscus eremicus (cactus mouse), 291 nucleotides long. RefSeq names its product non-histone chromosomal protein HMG-14-like. NCBI's taxonomy places the organism in Eukaryota, Metazoa, Chordata, Mammalia, Rodentia, Cricetidae. The coding region runs from base 1 to 291 and encodes 96 amino acids. The record is from RefSeq and is a predicted model, not a curated record. The transcript has a single exon. Gene Ontology annotation, cellular component: nucleus; chromatin. Gene Ontology annotation, molecular function: nucleosomal DNA binding. Gene Ontology annotation, biological process: chromatin organization.